This is a messenger RNA of Fulvia fulva, 390 nucleotides long. RefSeq lists its product as uncharacterized. NCBI's taxonomy places the organism in Eukaryota, Fungi, Ascomycota, Dothideomycetes, Mycosphaerellales, Mycosphaerellaceae. The record is from RefSeq and is a predicted model, not a curated record. The transcript has a single exon. The coding region runs from base 1 to 390 and encodes 129 amino acids.
AUGGAUGUGGACGACGGAGCGCAGACGAAGAAGUUCAACGAGGCGCCUUUGCUUACGUUUGCUGAGGAGCUGCCAGGCAUAUUUCGUGGCGAGGAGGACCGCGAGGCGCUCGAGGACGGCGAGGAAUGGUCAGGGGGCGAGGGCGGUGAUCAGCUGCUUGGUCGUGCGUGUGCAAACGGUAGCACUUGGCAGGAGAUGCUAGCUGAUUACGACAAGAUCAAGGACAUUGCACUGGCGGACACGAUUAGCUGUGAGAAAGCUACGGCUCUACUGGCCCGUCUGCAGGCUGACAAAGCGGGUGCGGACGUUCGAGGGCUGGUCGAGAAGGCGCUGGAGGCUGCGGCGGGUGGAGUGAUUGGAACGCAGUCGAUGUAUGUGGUGCAAAAGUAG